Messenger RNA from Plasmodium cynomolgi strain B, 2013 nucleotides. RefSeq lists its product as hypothetical. The transcript is spliced from 2 exons. Bases 1 to 2013 code for a protein of 670 amino acids. Lineage: Eukaryota; Apicomplexa; Aconoidasida; Haemosporida; Plasmodiidae. The record is from RefSeq and is a predicted model, not a curated record. Gene Ontology annotation, biological process: L-tryptophan biosynthetic process. Gene Ontology annotation, molecular function: indole-3-glycerol-phosphate synthase activity; phosphoribosylanthranilate isomerase activity.
AUGAGGAAAUUCACCUUAGUAAUAAUCCUCACAGUGGUUGUAAUAACGACGUGCAUGUAUUCGUUGAAGAGGGCCGCCCCUAAGCAGAGUCUCCACAUUUUGGAGAAGAGAAAGAAAUGGUAUUUUGUGAGAUACCCCAAAACAAAGGACCAUAUAAGAAGUACCAUCCUAAGGAGGAAAGAAAAUUUCCAUAUGAAGAUCUACGGAAAAGACCACAGAAAUCCACACCUGGCAUACGAAUAUGUAAAUAAAAUAAUUGAGAACAAAAAGUACGAAGUGAGCAAACUGUUAGAAGAAAAUUUUGAAGAAGACAACCCUCUACAGAUCAGAAUGAAAUAUUUACAACACACGAUGAAUAAUAAAUUGUCGGAGAGUCUUAAGAGGACAAGUCCAGAUGAGAAACACAGAUUGUCCAUGGUAGCUGACAUGAAGAGAAAAAUAUUUUGCAGUGUCGCUAGAAAGGAGGAGGGAGGGAAACACCCCACGGUAGAUGAAGUAAUAACCGAAGAGGGAAAAUCCCAAACGGAGGUAAGCACUGGAAAAUAUACCGAAAAAAGAAGACGCAUAUGGAAGGAAGAAAAUUACAUGUAUCAAAAUAAUUUUCUCAAUUUAGCGAACCCAGGCAAUGUCAGUAUGAUGCUCCACGAAAUAGGGUUCGACGUGCUGAUAGUCAAUAUAGAUAAUCUGUCCGCCCAGGGUAAUUUAAACGAUUUAUGUGAUGUGAUUGGGAGCUCGAGAAAGUUGCCCCGAAAUGUGCGUCCUGCAGUAGUGGUGGAUGAUGUGAUAAUUCACCCCAUUCAAAUUGCUCUAGCAGUGGAGAACAAAGCAGAUGGGAAUGACCUAGAAGAUAUGCUAAACUAUUGUGUUAACUUAGGCACUCAAGCAAUUGUAGAGGUACACGAUUACAACGAUAUUUACUUUGCCACUCAGUGUGGGAGCUACAUACUAAUGAUUAACGAAUUCGAUUUUUUGAAUAAUCAAUAUGAGUACAAUCAUGCGAUAAAGGCUAUCAGCUACAGCAUCCCUGAGUUAAUUACCAUUGCUAAAAUUAAUGUGGAUGAUUUAAAUUAUGUACACAAGUUAGGUAGUCUAGGUUAUGACAGCAUAUGUUUAGAAAAGAAGCUAGUGGAUAAUGAUUUGCCCAAUUUUGUUGAGGGUUGUAAGAGUUGGAAUGCUCCUCACAAAACACUGCUCUAUAUGAAUAGGAACAAUUAUUUGAAAAAUUUUCUAACUUAUACGAAUAAUCCAUCGGGGGAAACACACAAGGACAUUACGGACAAUUUGAAGAAAAUCUACGAUGAUAAGAAUCUGCAAAAUAGGACUUCUCACGAGCUUUUGAAAAAUUACGAAAGGGAUUUUAUCGAUGCGGUAGAGGAGGGAGCACCUGGGCAGUCGAGCGAUCCACAACACACACAGCAGGGGAGGACAGACCCACUUGGAACGGGAGAUAAACCAAAUGGUAAUAAUAACCCCUUGGUGGAAGAAGGAGAAAAGCUAAAGGAUAACCUCCUAACGAGUGACGAAAAGAAAAUCGUGCAAAAUUUUAAAAGGGAAAAAAAAAGAGAACUAUUCCUUCUGAACCAAAUGAAAGACAUCAUAAAGCAAGUGGAUGAUCAGUGCAAAAAUUACGACUCCUUUUCUGAAGAAGAAAAUAAAAAGAAGGAAGAAAAUUUGGAAACCCUUUUGGAAAACUUUACCAAAAUGGAUAAAAAUUUUUUAAGAGGGUUUUUUUCAGAUGAAGAAAUUAAGAACAUAGAGAAUAGUAUUAAGAAGUCCAUUCAGCAAAAGGAGAAAAUCGAAAAGGGGGAAAUAAACAUUGACGAUAACAGUGUGGCUAGGGACAUUUAUGGCAUUCCGACUAACCAGGGGGAAGACUUUGACAUUUCGAAACUGACCAAGGAGUUUUUUGACAACGAUUCCGGGGGGGAGAAACUGUCGGAUGGGGGUUCACAGAAAAAAUUAGGGGGUGAUUCCUCAGAUGGGGCAUCUUCCAGGGGGGUGGACUCGCAGUAG